Ipomoea triloba (trilobed morning glory) is the source of this 2027-nucleotide messenger RNA. Its product is annotated as organic cation/carnitine transporter 7. Gene Ontology annotation, molecular function: transmembrane transporter activity. The record is from RefSeq and is a predicted model, not a curated record. The transcript has 8 exons. Gene Ontology annotation, biological process: transmembrane transport. NCBI's taxonomy places the organism in Eukaryota, Viridiplantae, Streptophyta, Magnoliopsida, Solanales, Convolvulaceae. Bases 237 to 1730 code for a protein of 497 amino acids. Gene Ontology annotation, cellular component: membrane.
AGAAAAUAACUGUUCUUCCGAAGAUUGGAAAAUGUCAUAUAUUUUGCUUCGGGUUGGUUGACUUUGAAACAAUUUGUUGGAAGAAAAGAAGACCAAGAGAUUACUUCCAUUUUCCCUGAAUUCCUUUGAUUUCAACGAGCUGUGGAUUCAGCUUUGCCUUAUUUUCUUUUCAUUCCUUCGUGCCGGGGGCGCAUUUUCUGUAUUGAACAAAACAGCGUUCUAAACCAACACCGAAAAUGGACGAUGAAAGCAAUGCCUAUACUGUGGAGGAAGCGCUUGUUACUAUGGGCUUUGGAAAAUUCCAAGUUCUUGUGCUCAUAUAUGCUGGGAUGGGUUGGAUUUCUGAAGCCAUGGAAAUGAUGCUUCUCUCUUUUGUAGGACCAGCCGUGCAGUCUGCAUGGGAUCUUUCUCCCCAUGAAGAGAGCUUACUCACUAGUAUGGUUUUUGUUGGAAUGUUAUUUGGAGCCUACACAUGGGGCAUUGUUUCAGACAAUUAUGGAAGGAGGAAUGGAUUUUUUGUGACAGCAAUGAUUACAGCAAUAGCUGGUUUAUCAAGUUCUUUGUCCGCAAAUAUAACAGUGCUGAUUAUCAUGCGUUGUCUAGUUGGUGUUGGCUUAGGAGGAGGUCCUGUACUUUCGUCAUGGUUCUUGGAGUUCAUUCCUGCUCCAAAUAGAGGCACUUGGAUGGUAGUUUUUUCGGCUUUCUGGACGAUUGGGACAAUUUUAGAGGCUUCGCUUGCAUGGGCUGUCAUGCCAAAACUGGGCUGGAGAUGGCUACUUGCGUUUUCUUCUGUACCCUCUUCAUUGCUUCUUUUGUGCUACAGUUUCACCAUUGAAUCACCGAGGUAUUUGUGUGCAAAGGGGAGACGAGACGAAGCAUUAGUUAUCCUGGAGAAAAUAUCGAGAAUUAAUGGAGCGAAACUGCCACCUGGAAUGCUUGUUUCUGACAGAGAAGUUGCGGUGGAAGGUAAUGGCUCUGCAUCAGAAGAUAGACAUUUGCUGUCACCAAAGGCAGAAGAAAGUGUAAAAUCUAAACCGGUGGAACCUGCCACAGGAUGGUUUUCUUCACUGGUUAUGCUUCUUUCACCCGAAUUAGCUAAAUCGACUCUCCUUUUGUGGACGGUUUUCUUUGGGAAUGCGUUUUCUUAUUAUGGCCUGGUUCUGCUGACAACCCAGUUGAACAGCAGUAAAAAUAAAUGCGCUGCCUCGGGGGUGCAAUCUGACGCUCACGAGGGUGUUAACUACCAAGACGUUUUAAUCACUAGUUUUGCAGAAAUCCCGGGACUUCUCCUCUCUGCUGCAACGAUUGACAGGCUUGGUCGCAAACUCUCAAUGUCAUCCCUGUUCUUCAUCUGCUGCGUUUUCCUUCUCCCGCUCGUGUACCCUCAAUCCAAAGUCCUAACAACCGGACUCCUGUUUGGAGCUCGCACAUGCAUCACCGCCACCUUCACCAUCGUUUACAUAUACGCUCCAGAGGUAUACCCAACGUCUGUAAGAACCACCGGGUUUGGAAUCGCGAGCUCGGUGGCAAGAAUCGGGGGCAUCGUGUGCCCGCUGGUUGCAGUAGGGUUGAUCCAUGGAUGCCACCAGACUAUGGCCAUCUUGCUGUUUGAGGUUGUCGCCUUCAUGUCUGGCGUUUGUGUCAUCUUCUUCCCCUUCGAGACCAAGGGCCGUGAGCUGAACGACAAUGUAUCCAGAACUAAGCGAGAGAAUACACUAGAGAUAAACUAAUACAGGAGUACAGGACCCCAACACAAAAGAAAUUUUUUUCUAGCUAUCUGUUUAUCUAUGGAGUUGCCAUACGUUGUAUAGUCAUUCUUUUAUAGGAGGAUUCAAUAACUAAUUUUUGUCUGUUCAUUUGAGUCACUCUGCUCAUCCAUUUCUCUAAAUCCUGGCAACUGUUGUUACUCCAGUAUGUUAAUAGGGAUUAGGAGAUAUACUACUCUGUUACAAUUAUAAUUUUUCCACCAAUGGACUUAUAGAUUAUAAUCAAAAGGUUUAUUGGUGGAUAAAAAAAGUUAAAGACAA